Messenger RNA from Chondrus crispus (carragheen), 1422 nucleotides. RefSeq lists its product as hypothetical. Bases 1 to 1422 code for a protein of 473 amino acids. Lineage: Eukaryota; Rhodophyta; Florideophyceae; Gigartinales; Gigartinaceae. The record is from RefSeq and is a predicted model, not a curated record. The transcript has a single exon.
AUGGAUGCCUCCGUCCCCGUGUGGAUCGAGCGCGGCCUGAUCACGGUGGCCUUCGUGACGUCCGCACUGCUGGCGGUGACGACGGCGAUGAAGAAGUGGCUGCGCCACCACGCCUGUCUGGAGAUGUUCCUGGUCGUCGUCUCGGCCUCCCUCUGCUUCCUGACUGGCCUCACCGGCCUGCUCCUGUUCCUGUUCGGCAAGCUCUCGCUCGACGCCUUCGGCGUCGUCCUCGUCGGCCUCAUACCGGGAAUCGAGGCCUCCAGCAGGCUGCGCAUGUCCGUGCUGCGCCCGCACGCCUGCAUGCGGAAGCGCCCCGCGCUGCACAGACGCCCCGCCGACUUUUGUUACCUGCGACAUGGCCCCGCCCCGCCGGCCGACGUCCAGCAAAGCCUCGAGCUUGAUACCAAGUGUGACAUCCGCACGUAUAUCAGAUGCCCGUACAGCUCGAAGAAGAAAUCACUGGAGAAGCCUAUCGGUGAGUCACGGAAGGAGAUGGUCAGCAUGUGGCACGCAAACGUCUUGCAGGUUGAGAAGAAUGUCGUCAACCUGCAAGACCUGGACGAUAGCGGUGACUCCAUCGCGUGGUGGUACGCCGCUAACGAUGCCCUGCAUCUUGUUAGAAAUCCGUCAAAGGCAAGGUUCACCAAAAGCGUGCAGGUCACUCGUGCACUGGAGCUCGUGGCGGAACUUGCCAUGAUUGGCGACGCGAUCUUCGAGUACCACGGCCAGAGUCUCAGGAACUAUGCAAACGGCGCCGAGGAAUUGACAGAUGCCUUGUAUAGAACCCCAGCAUCGGUGUACACCGAGUUCCUCGGCGCCGUUGGCAUUCUCAAUGCCUGGGGGCGAGUCGAUAUGACGCUCAGGAAUUCGUUCGUCAACAGGUUUCAUUUCCUGAGACGAGGCGAGAAAUAUGGCAUGUUGUUCUUCAUUCUUCUCACCAAGUCGAGCCUAUUCAAUUUCGACUCGGGCAUCACUGCAUCGAAAGAUGGCGAGCACACCAGUGCGAUUCAAAUCAUCGAAAUUUUCAGGAAGACCUGUAGCAGAAAAGAGCGGACAGAGGUAACGGGAAGAUGGCUUGCGGGAUAUGGACUCUUACCUACAUGCCUUUCUCGUUACAAAAAAGACGACGCGGAACCGGCAAAUGGCAUCGACGCAAUGGGGCGUACUACAUCCUAUACCUUGACCCCAUUUCCCAUCGACACUACCGUCGACAACGUGCGACUCGACAUGGAUACAUUGUGGCCGGAUGUUCAAGGUACAUAUGGCAAUAAUCUUGCAACCCAGCGAUCAACAGGAAGGAGAGAGCAAGCACUUGUUCAAGUGCGGGACCACUCCAAUGAUGGUUUCCACCGUGGCCGGACAAGAGAGAUACGCCUUAUCCUGCCAAUGACAAUGGACGACCUUGAUGGGAGUGCCAAAUAA